GAGCCCUGGCCUCACAUGACUGCUGCCGCGAUGGACGGCGAGCCGACCGCAGGCACCGGCACAGGACUGAUGUAAGAUAUUGGGAUAUUGAACAGCAGCCUUUGUGGAAAAAAAUGUCCUACUGUACCAAAGAGAGAGCUUUUUCAGAUUUGGCAAAGCCUCCAGUAAAUGAACCGAGGGAACCGGAACAGUUUCUAAUGCAGGCGCCCCAGGGAAAUCCACUGCUGCUUUCCCACACCCUACAAGAGCUAUUGAGCAAGGAUAGUGUGCAGGUGGAACUUAUACCUGAGAAGAAGGGCCUUUUUCUGAAACAUGUGGAAUACGAGGUUUCCAGCAAGAGAUUCAAAUGCUCAGUCUAUAGGCGCUAUAACGACUUUGUGGUGUUCCAUGAGAUGCUACUUCAGAAGUUCCCGUACCGUAUGGUGCCAGCACUUCCACCAAAGAGGAUGCUGGGAGCUGAUCGAGAAUUCAUAGAAUCUAGGAGGAGAGCGCUGAAGCGUUUUAUAAACCUGGUGGCUCGACAUCCCCCUUUCUCAGAAGAUGUGCUCUUGAAACUCUUCUUGUCGUUCAGCGGCUCAGAUGUACAGAAUAAGCUAAGAGAGUUGGUCCAGGGAGUAGGAGAUGAAUUUAUGACCUGCAGAUUAGCUACCCAGGCCAAGGACUUCCUUCCAGCUGACAUACAGGCCCAGUUUGCUGCCAGCAGGGAGCUCAUCAGAAAUAUUUAUAAUAGCUUUUAUAAGCUUCGGGACCGCGCGGAGAGGAUAGCUUCUCGAGCCAUUGAUAAUGCCUCAGAUCUUCUCAUAUUUGGAAAGGAGCUAAGUGCUUUGGGCUCAGACACUACACCGCUUCCUUCCUGGGCUGCUUUGAAUAAUAGCACAUGGGGGACUCUGAAACAAGCCUUGAAGGGUCUGUCUGUUGAAUUUGCCCUGCUGGCAGAUAAGGCUGUGCAGCAGGGUAAACAGGAAGAGAAUGAUGUGGUGGAGAAGCUGAACCUUUUCCUGGAUUUGCUCCAGUCCUAUAAAGACCUGUGUGAAAGACACGAGAAGGGAGUAUUGCACAAGCACCAGCGAGCAUUGCAUAAGUACAGCAUGAUGAAGAAGCAGAUGAUGAGUGCCACCGUGCAGAACAAAGAACCAGAAUCGGUGGAGCAAUUGGAGUCUCGAAUUGUGGAGCAAGAAAAUGCUAUCCUAACCAUGGAGCUGCGGAAUUACUUCUCUCUGUAUUGCCUGCAUCAGGAGACACAGCUUAUCCACAUCUAUCUGCCUCUCACGUCUCACAUUUUGGGGGCCUUUGUCAACUCCCAGAUCCAGGGUCACAAAGAGAUGAGCAAAGUUUGGAAUGAAUUGAAGCCGAAGUUGAGCUGCCUCUUCGUGGGAUCUAGCAAUAUGCCAACUCCACCAUUGUCACCUCCAGAGGGAAACUUCUUCUCCAAUUAAUGCUCUGAGCAUCUAGCAUGGAGCAAGAAGUGCAAUCAACGAAGGGGUGGGACCUCUACCUCCAGAUGUUAGAAUGAAUUCUCCAAACAGCUAUUUUUAUUUGAUUUUUUUUUUUUAAUACUGCUGCUUUGAGCUGCUCUCUGAUUUAGACAGACUGGAUGUGGGGCAGAACAUGUGGAUAUAAAGACAAUCUCUUAAUUUUGAAAUGCUCUAGGGCAGAGCUGAUGUUUGUUAUCCUGCAGACACCCUUCAUGGGGUCAGGAUGUGACCUGAUGCAGUGAGUGCUGCAGUGAUGUGGCUGAUGCCUCUGUAUCUUGUACUAACAGUCUUCCGGUAAUGUUUAUCUGCACACACGCUGACACAUCUCUGCACAUCUCUGAAGUGCUGAGAUGAACAGGAUAUCUGAAGCACUUGCUUGUAGUAGAGAUGGAUUGCCUUUUAAGCUUGGGAGGGCCUGUGUUAGGGGCAUCUGGGCAUAAGGAAGGCUGAAAGCCAUCCCCCAUCCCACUGAUAGGUGUCUGGAUUUGAUUUCUUACCGCUAGACCUUAGCGCAAAAUACGUGGAUGAAGUGGUUGGACUCGUUAACCCAGCUGGGUGGGGGUCAGUGCUGCUGCAGGACAGGCUGGGCAGACCCACUUCUCUGUGUGCUUCAGGUCACGGUUGCAGGGCAGCCUAGGGACUUGCUCAUGUUUUUCAGUUUGGGGCCAAAGAUGACUGGGUUCAGGAACUCAGAGGAGUUCAUCUGGCAUAAAUGAGAAAAUAAUUGAAUAAAACACUCCUUAAUUGUAAACCGCUCAUACUGUAUGAGCACAACAGCCACAAGGUAUUUUAUUUUAUUUUAUUUUAUUUUCUUCUGGAGGUUCUGACAUCCAUCUAUUGAGUAGCUGUUCAGGACUGUUGGAGAGCUGCUGACCCAAAGGCUGGUGUUUUCUUUGGUCUGACAGCAGAUGAAGUAUCCUGUUACACUGGCAGGCUGGGACUCAGUGCUGAUAAAACUCAUUAGCAAAAAAUCAGUAUUUAUCAGGAUGUUACUGUCAUUCUUUUUCUUUUUUUUUUUUUUCUUUGUGGCUCUGGGUAGCAUUGGAGUGUGUUUGUGAAGAAGAGAAGACAAUUAAGUGAUAGUUCCCUAUCUGUCUAAAAAUGGCACGGUCCUUGGUAAUGGGGUUUUCAGAAUGAUUUGUGAUUGUGAUGAAGGGAUGAAACAUUCUCUGUGUUUCACUUUGUAUCUCUGGUGACUUUCCCUUGUGAGACAAAGGGCAGAGGGAGGAGAACUUGUGUGUCAUGUUACCUUAGGGGAAACGGUGCUUAUCCUCCAGAGAAACUGGAAAGUGAAGAAACUGCAAACGCAUGCAGCAAAACUGUACGUGAACAGGGCUUUCCUGAACCAAACUUCUCUGGGGCCAAAAUAGCUGCUAAAGGGGAAUUUGAGGCUCGGCUUCUUAACGUUCUCUUUGAGUGGGUAAAAAGGAAGCACAUUAGCAAGGAUGAGUGCUCGCUGUUAAACUGGAACUGUUACAGUAUUUUCCCAUUGGGGAACUUCCCCGUUAGCAGGAAAUAUAUUUAAAUCCUCCAAUCAUUAAAGCUUUUUUUCUUUUUUCUUUUUUUUUUUAAUUUAGAAAAUUCAAUGCAACAUGAAACUCUUCCUAGUCCGGGGUUAGUUUUGUCAGCUAGGAGCAAGAUCACUUAUUUGCCUAGUUUCAUGAGACUGGCAUAACCAUUACACACACCCCUCAAAAUGUGGUAAAGUGUACUUAACGUGGGUGAAUUUCUUAGGUGCUGGGCCUUAAGAAGUGUGUAGGGAGUCUUUUUAACAACCUUGCUCAGAGAGCAUUAUUAAGAGCUUUUUAUAGCAACUCAAAUGUUAACUCUCUUUUGAGUCUUCUGCAUAUUGGCUUUGACCAGUGAGACAGAUUAACUGCGAACGGCUGUGACAGAUUUGAUUCUCUCUCCUGAAGAUUUCCAAAGUGAUGCAGAAGAGAUUCUGCUCACAAGCCAGAGCAAACUGGCUGGGGAAGGAAAUAUUUCUGCAGUACAGGAACAAAGAAGAUAAUUAUCUCAAGAAUGGCACAAAAGGUGCCAUUUUUUUUUGACCUUGUCUUGAUUAUGAAGACAGUUUGUCAUUAAAGUGCAGAAAGUGUGUUACCAUAUUUUUAAAUGUUCUUCACUCCUAGCAUCUCUCGAAGGUGCUGGCUGGUUAUGGCCUAUUGUUUGCAUCCUCCCUCAUUUAGCCUUGUUUGCCUGAUGUGGUGAACUGUAUAUUUUGGGGCAAGAUCUGAUACCUAUAUGAUGGAUCUUCCUCGCAACUUGUCUGGCUGGGGUAGAUGCUGGGUUAUGUUCUGUAGGAGCAUUUGCAAAGUAUUAGUCUGAAUGGAACUUUGCACUUCGUGCAUUUAGAAAAAAGUUACAAUUUUGGACUUUAUUUAAAAACAAAAACCAACCAAACACCAAAACCACAUUUGGGCUUUAGACUAACUCCUCUUUCCUCUUCUCCUUCAAAGCAAGAAUUCUACAGUCCAAAUGCAGAGACUGUAAUAAUGAUAAACACAGAGCACACAACCUGUAAAGGAACUGGAAUUACGUUGUUUUGCAAGAACACCUGUUCCUCCAUUGUCAGUCCUUGCCUCUUUGAGGAGAGCAGUUUUGGGGGUGGAGUUUUCUGGUUUGGAUUUUACUCUGUUCACCUAGUAUUUUGGGAACAGAGGCCUAGUAUUCUCAAAGCUGAUAUAGCUAGUGGCACUUUCAGAAUUUUUCAUACUGGACCGUCAAGCUUCUGUCUCGUUCCUAAACACAUGCAUACGCUAUUUCAUACAACCCUUAAUUUGCAAACCUUAUUUUUGGGAGACUGGUCAGUGUGCAAAUAGCACUACUAUGUUUACCUCAAUAUGCGAGGGAAUUCCUUACUGUAUUUCUCCUGUUUAGUUGAGGGAUCUGUCAGACUUGAAGAGCAGCAUCAAGUACAGCUUCCUUCCUCUGGAGAAAUGCAGCAGGGAAUCAAUCGUCUGUCUAGACUAGUCAAGGUAGGGGAAGUGGUUCUAGUUACCUCCGUGCUAUCGCCUCCUGCAGCAAACAGCCUAGCUAGACGCAAGGGUGAGAACAAGACUUAAUGAAGUUGGUUCCAUGGCUGGUAGCUGGGUAGAUUGCAAUAAACACUAAGCAUACCAGAACACUAAUUGGAAAGUGCAUGCUGCCUGUCUGAGAACCAAUGCUCCUGUAAGAUGUAGUGCCAAAGAGUUAACGUGCCUUCUUGAAUGGAAGCUUUCUGUGUAUUGCUUGAGCUUAUGAGGACUUAUGUGUUUGAAACAGUAAUGAUAAGAAAGGUCUCCAAUCUUCCUGUCAGUGUCUGUCAAAUCUGUCGUGGAGGUACCAGGGUAGUAAACAGCCGAGAACCUGAAACUUUACCUGAAAAAUGUUUUAUCAAAAGGGCUGUAUGUUUUUGUCACUCCUGAGGUCUCCUCUGCUUUCCAGUUGUGGCUUUUUGACCAGUAACGUGUUAAAAGGUUUCCAAACUAUAUUUACAAUACAAACUUAAUCUUUGAUCCUUCUUUCCCUCUCCUUCCAUCUUCCUUGCGAGUUGCUCCUCCUAAGUUGCAACAUGUUUUCAACAGUGCCUUGCUGCAUUCCAGUGCUUUUACUCUUCUACUUUGAUCAUACAAGGGUGUAAUUCCUGGAAUUUGUAACAGGCUAAUUCACAAUCUUCAAUUUGUGCUGUUUCCUAAAAGACAAAGAUCACGAGCUGGGGACAGAACUUACUUAAAAUAUGUCACUUCCCACAACUGCAGCAGGAGCAAUAACGUCACUACUCCGACAUGAGCUAAGGUCAGUGCUGCUGAAAGCAUCUUCAUAAAGAUUGCCCUGACUGCAGAAGAGGGGAUAGCAAAUAGAAGUGCAAGCCUGAGCCGUGCUUGUUCUCUUCCUACCUAAACUCCUGGAGGAACAGAAAGUAAUUGUCUCUUACAGUGCAAUUUACAGUUUCCACCAGGAAAUAAAUCAAUGUAACUUAACAGGUAAUGGCUGCCAGUCACUCCCUUUCCUACCAUGCAGUGAGGCCUCACAUCCUGUUACAAGCCACCUCUCCCCUUGCGCUUAUUUUCUGUCCUCUUCUCCCCUCAAGCCAUUCUCUCUUAGAACAGCCAGAAACCCUCACUGCUGUCUCAGAAGCAGAGGUAUCAAAACCUCUGUAAAUAACUUGGGGUGCAGCACAAAAGGAAAAGGAAGAUUCUACGGUGUUAACUGUUCUCCAAGUCUGAGCUGUGGCUUGCUGAGCAUAUGAAGAAGGGCAUUUUUGAGUGGUAUAAAUUAUUCAGAACUGCUGGAGGGAGACAAGAAGAAACAAUCUUGUUCAGAGGGUGUGAGUUUUGCCUGCCUGGAAUAUACUGUAUCUUUGCUUUGCUCAAAUAGCCUUAUGUAUGAAGCACUUUAUCCAAACGCAGGAAUUAAAGAACUAUUACUACAGCUGGUAGACUGGAAAUGUUUACAGAUCCUAUAUUACAUUCCAAGAUUCUAUCUGUAAGUGUUAUAUGUGUUUGUAAAAGUGUUUAAAAAACCAAACCAACAAAACUUGUUUAA
Molecule: messenger RNA, 6002 nt
Organism: Grus americana (Whooping crane)
Lineage: Eukaryota; Metazoa; Chordata; Aves; Gruiformes; Gruidae
Gene: SNX8
Product: sorting nexin 8
Exons: 12
Coding region: 114-1436 (440 amino acids)
Biological process (GO): retrograde transport, endosome to Golgi
Molecular function (GO): phosphatidylinositol binding
Source: RefSeq, a predicted model, not a curated record